Messenger RNA from Phodopus roborovskii (desert hamster), 1859 nucleotides. It is a transcript of the gene Colec10, whose product is annotated as collectin subfamily member 10. The transcript has 6 exons. The record is from RefSeq and is a predicted model, not a curated record. Lineage: Eukaryota; Metazoa; Chordata; Mammalia; Rodentia; Cricetidae. The coding region runs from base 139 to 972 and encodes 277 amino acids.
GCCUCCUGCUCAUCCUCAAAGCCAUUUCUGGAAUGUACUUUCCAGUUACUUCCUUUUUUUCCCUGUAGCAAGUUUUACUUAAAAAUAAUUCUAUUUAUUUAGCAUGUCUUGGAGACCCUCUUUUGAAGAACCACAGUCAUGAAUGGCUUUAGGGUUCUGCUUCAAAGAGACCAAUUCAUCCUGUUUCUGCUACUUCUCUUGCAGUUUCAAAGUCUGGGUCUGGAUAUUGAUAGUCGACCUGCUGCAGAAGUCUGUGCCACACACACAAUUUCACCAGGACCUAAAGGAGAAGUUGGGGAAAAAGGAGACACCGGAGAAGGAGGCAAGGAUGGAAAAGUGGGGCGCAGGGGACCAAAAGGAGUUAAAGGAGAGCUGGGUGACAUGGGAAACCAGGGAAAUAUUGGCAAGUCUGGCCCCAUUGGCAAGAAGGGUGACAAAGGGGAAAAGGGUUUGGUCGGAAUUCCCGGAGAAAAAGGCAAGGCAGGGACCAUCUGUGACUGUGGGAGAUACCGGAAAGUGGUUGGACAACUGGAUAUUAGCGUUGCUCGUCUUAAGACAUCAAUGAAGUUCAUCAAAAAUGUCAUAGCAGGGAUCCGGGAAACUGAAGAGAAAUUCUACUACAUUGUGCAGGAGGAGAAGAACUACAGGGAAUCCCUGACUCACUGCAGGAUCCGGGGAGGGAUGCUAGCCAUGCCCAAGGACAAGGUCGUUAACACCCUUAUUGCUGACUAUGUCGCCAAGAGUGGUUUCUUCAGAGUGUUCAUUGGGGUGAAUGACCUUGAGAGGGAGGGGCAGUAUGUGUUCACAGACAACAGUCCUUUGCAGAACUACAGCAACUGGAAGGACGGGGAGCCUAGUGACCCUUAUGGCCAUGAGGACUGUGUGGAGAUGCUGAGUUCCGGCAGGUGGAAUGACACAGAGUGUCAUCUUACCAUGUAUUUUGUCUGUGAGUUUGUGAAGAAGAAAAGAUAAUUUCCCUCAUGUUACAUGGUCACUCUUCCUAGGCUCCCAGCAAUUUUGUCCAUUUGCGCCUUCCUAAUUACACUGCCUUGCUAAAAUGAUAAAAGGACCCUGUAUCAACUAUCUUCUUGUUCUAUGUGAACUGUGGCAAUUUUGUACUUAAUGUUUGCUUUGGGAUCUUCCUCUCACAUUUCUAUUUAACCCCCCGAGUUAACGGAAGGAAGACUCUAGAACUAUGAAGGGAAAGUGUUGUUUCUAAGCAACACAUGUUGUAGUCAUUUUGUUGUUUUCAUAAAUGUAUUCAUGUAGACAUUCCUCACCUUCGGCAUACAGAGUGGGGCCAGGUGGGGGUAAAGCCUUGAAAAAACUCCAAAAACAUUAAGGUGCAACCCUCUCUAAGGCCCCUUCCCCUUCAAUCAUAUACGUCACUCCUGGAGAAGUACCGUGGGAGGCCUUUCACUCUGAAAAUUAAUGUUGCCAGACAUGCCCUUCCUAUUAUUUUGACAUGACAGGGCUAUGUCAGGCACAGCAUUUGAAAUAUGUAUAGAAUACUCAUUUACCAGGUUGGCAGCAUGCUACCUUGAGCUGCAGAGCAAACCUCAAAGCAGCUUUCCUCUGGCAUUUGAAAAUAAACAUUUGAACAAAUCUCCAGCUUAUCUCCUUCUAAACUGAUGCUCCACUUACAGGUUGUGACAUAUGAUUAGGUUGUUUAAAAUGCUGGCAAAGCAGUUAAUGAAGUAAAAGAAACAGAUCAACAGCAUAUGUUCCCCUUAAGCCAUCUGUUCAUGACAUUGCCCAUGACUAACUGGUUGAGAGAUGGGAUUUUACUGACAUUAGUUCUUCGAAUUCACCAAGAGUCACAAGCCUGUGUCCUACAGAGCCCAGAGAGAUGGUGUAAA